Molecule: messenger RNA, 3637 nt
Organism: Passer montanus (Eurasian tree sparrow)
Lineage: Eukaryota; Metazoa; Chordata; Aves; Passeriformes; Passeridae
Gene: KCNJ15
Product: potassium inwardly rectifying channel subfamily J member 15
Exons: 2
Coding region: 1495-2625 (376 amino acids)
Biological process (GO): potassium ion import across plasma membrane; regulation of monoatomic ion transmembrane transport
Cellular component (GO): plasma membrane
Molecular function (GO): inward rectifier potassium channel activity
Source: RefSeq, a predicted model, not a curated record
AGGAUCUGGGGUCUCCUGGGCAUGGCAGAGCCAUGGUGAGUGUGGAGAGCUGAGUGCCUUGGGCCAUUUCUGCCCUUGGACAGGUAACUCUGACCUUCAGACACCCUGGAAGUCCUGGCCCUGCUCCUCCAGCCCAAACCCACCCGCUGGAGCUCCAAGGAGGGAUGGUGGAGCCCUGGCUGUCCCCAUCCUUGUGACCUCCAGGGGAGGAGGAGCUGUCAGCCCUGGGAAUUGCUCCCAGGAGCAGGAGGAGCUGUCCAGGUAAGCUGAGCAGGGGGUGGGAUGGGGACGUGUCUCCAACUCUGGAGCAGAGAUCCCAAAUACCUCUGGCACAGCAAUUUGUGGCAGGGAAACUCAUUCUGACAGCGUGCAGGUGAAAUCUAAGGGGAGGUGUGCUUGAGAGGGAGAGGUGUACUGAUUUCAGAACAGACUUUGGCCAUGUUUUAAAUCCAUGUCUUAUCCAGGGAGAGGCUUGGUGUGGGGAAUGGAGCCUCUUCCCUAAGGAGCAUGCACUUGCUGAAGGGUUUCCCUUUGGAGGCUGCUCACAUUUACCUCCCCUGACAGCAGUGCUGGGUUUGGGCUGGCCUGAAGAGCAGUUGCAUGUACAGUCCUUCCCAGCCCUACCCCUCCCAGCCCCCACAUUUCCUCCCGUUGUUCUUUUUCAGAUCACUUGAAGGUUUUUUCCUGUUUAUUAUCCGGACAUGCUGCGCUCUGUGUGUUGAUUUGACUGUCACAUAAGGAAUCUCCUACUGGGAUCAUGGAUGCACUCCUUUCUUACAUAAAUACAUAUCUGUGGCAAUGGUUCAGGGCUGUGGAAGAGAAAUGUUGGUGAUUAAACCAAAGCUGUAAUGAGCUACAGUUGUUAAUGAGGGCUAAGUUUAAUUACCCUUUCCCAGAAAACCUGCAACAGUGUGAUGAGUACAGUCACAAACAAAAAUUCUCCUUAAUUGACAUAACAGGAAAAGUACUUCAGUGAGCAAUUAUGCUGAUGUCCUGGGCUGGCACAUGUGUGUCCCACAAAUAUAUCUUGUACUUCCUGCAAACUUCUUUUAAGUAGCUAUAAGGAAGACAUUAUUUUUUUUUCUUUUCAUUUUUUUUUCCAGCAGUUGGCGAAAACUAAUCACUGACUUGGAGGCUCUUUUUGAGGAAAACAAUGGGACAAAACAAUGCCUUUUUGUGAGACCUGCCAAAGCACAAAGGAUGCAUGGGAUGUUUUUUUUCUUUGUUGCUUUUGUCAGCAGGAAGUUUUGUUGUUGGGAACGACUAUAACAUGCACUGUCCUUGCUCUACGUAAUCUCUGUCUGGUGCUGUGAGCCGGGUCCUGCUCUGUGCCUCCUCCAGCUGGCACGGGCAGGGCUCUGCCUCACCCCGGGGGCUCUGCCCAGCCCUGGUGCCCGCACUCUCCCUCUCCAUCCUGACUGAUGCCCAGUAAACAAACCCAGGAGUCGGGUGCUCCAGUGAUUGCUGGGGUUGUGCAGGACUGAAGCAGUGAGGAUGGAGCCCACCAAGAUCAACAUGUCCCGCGUGCCCCUGGUCGGCGGCGGCCUCGACAGCGCCAUGCUCAAGGCGCACAAACCCCGCGUGAUGUCCAAGAGCGGCCACAGCAACGUCAGGAUAGACAAAGUCGACGGCAUCUACCUGCUCUACCUGCAGGAUCUGUGGACCACAGUCAUAGACAUGAAGUGGAGGUACAAACUCACCCUGUUUGCUGCUACCUUUGUCAUGACCUGGUUCCUCUUUGGGGUGAUCUACUACGCCAUCGCCUUCCUUCAUGGCGACUUGGAGAUGAACAAGUUCUCCCCGAAGCGGGAGCCGUGCGUGAAGAAUGUGGAUUCCCUGACUGGGGCGUUCCUCUUCUCCCUGGAGUCCCAGACAACCAUUGGCUAUGGAUUUCGUUUCAUCACCGAGGAGUGUCCCCAUGCCAUUUUCUUGCUCGUGGCCCAGCUGGUCAUCACCACCCUGAUUGAGAUCUUCAUCACGGGUACCUUCCUGGCCAAGAUCGCCAGGCCGAAGAAAAGGGCAGAGACGAUUAAAUUCAGCCACUGUGCUGUCAUCACCAAGCACAACGGGGAGCUUUGCCUGGUCAUCAGAGUGGCAAACAUGAGGAAGAGCCUCCUGAUACAGUGUCAGCUCUCUGGGAAGCUUCUUCAGACCUACGAAACCAAAGAAGGGGAGAGGAUUCUGCUGAACCAAGCCAGUGUCAAAUUCAAUGUUGACUCCUCUUCGGAGAGUCCAUUUCUCAUUUUGCCUUUAACCUUCUAUCACAUUUUGGAUGAAAGCAGCCCUCUGAGAGACCUCACACCUCAAAACCUCAAGGAGAAGGACUUUGAGCUCGUGGUGCUCCUGAAUGCCACGGUGGAGUCCACCAGUGCUGUCUGCCAGAGCAGGACUUCCUACGUCCCCGAGGAGAUCCACUGGGGCUAUGAGUUCGUGCCUGUGGUUUCCCUCUCUCCAAAUGGAAAGUACGUGGCGGAUUUCAGUCAGUUUGAGAAGAUCAGGAGAAGCACAGAUUCUACUUUUUACAGCAUGGACUCUGAAAAGCAAAAGCUGGAGGAGAAAUACAGGCAGGAGGACCAAAGAGAGAGGGAAUUGAGAACAAUGUUGUUACAGCAGAGUAAUGUUUGAUUGGAUGGAAAAACUAUUCUGAAUAAUCCUUUUUCUGCAAACUGAAAAAACCACAUAUUUUCUGUGCUGUAUGUCUGCUGUGAAACCAGAAGUGAAGCCCUUUUCAGGAUUAUUUCCUUUUCAGUCCUAUUUCAGCAAAUAGCUUUGGUGUACAGUAAAUCUACCCCUUUGGCUGAGUUGUUAAUCAAGUACUUUGUAAUUAGGCAGGAUUUCUUUGUUCCCGAUCGUGACUUAGCAAAAUUGGGUUUGUGUUAAACCUCUGCCUGAUGCCACCACUGAAAGCAGACACGCCACUUUCCGUUUGGAAAGUGAAACUGGACUCAGUGUGCUGAUUCCCUCAAAUAUUUAUUUGAUGUGGUUUUACUGUGAACAUGCAGGGACAGCACACAGCACUGCUAGAGGAAAGCGUGCUCCUUUGAAAUAUGUACCUUUAAAAUGUAUAUUCUCCUACCAGGGAUCACCUGCGUGGGGAUUCCUGGCACUGAAAGUAAGUUGAUUGAAGAGACAGAUGGUUGGAUGUGGGAAGAGCUCCAGGGAGGGGUUAAACUCCUGAAAUCUUGAAGGAAUGUGACAGAGCAGUGCUGGGUGGUGGGGAUGAACACUCGCUCUCUGUCUCUGCUGCUCAGAGCUUGUUCUGUGAUUGUUUUAGGAUCACUCCUAAAACAAUCCUUUUUUUAACCUUGCUAACGCCUGAUUUAUAUCUGAUAGCAAAAAGGGGAGAUGAGGGCAAGACACACACAUGAUCACAACAGUAAUCACCUAGUGUUAUAGCUGGCUUUGAGACACCUGGUUUUUAUCCAGUGUAAAUAGUUUGUAACAGCAGCAUAACAAUACAAUUCUACAGAUUGCUUGCUUUGCUCUGGACCGUAUUUAAUUUUGGUUAAAAGAAAGCUCUGUAAUGUCUGUAGACAAUAUUUACUUUUUCUGGCAGCCAUAAAGGACAAGCAUUCCUUUCAUCCAAAUCAAUUUUGGUCUACUAAAACCAUUCCAUUAAUAAAUGAAUUUAAUUUGA